Molecule: messenger RNA, 3427 nt
Organism: Tripterygium wilfordii
Lineage: Eukaryota; Viridiplantae; Streptophyta; Magnoliopsida; Celastrales; Celastraceae
Product: protein ENHANCED DISEASE RESISTANCE 4-like
Exons: 5
Coding region: 382-3168 (928 amino acids)
Biological process (GO): regulation of defense response to fungus
Source: RefSeq, a predicted model, not a curated record
AAUUCUUAAGGUCAUAAAGCAAUUUAAUUUUAACGUACAGAUUGGUUCUUCUUGAUUGAAAACAGCAGCAGCAGCAGGUCCUGUCUCAGUCCCGCGACUCCUUUAGACCUGGGGGGCAGCUUUUACAAACAAGUCAUGGAAAACUAAGGACGACGUCGCCGCUUUUAUCAAGAACCCAAUACACCCUUUUCAGUUGACGCUUUCCUUUUAUUUCUCAAGCAAAUUGCUGCAAGUCAGCAAUAAUUUUCCUUCCCUCCAAACUUCCCCUUUUAUCGACAACCACGGAGUCUCUCUCUCUCUCUCUCUGUCCCUCUCUCUGUCUACAUAUAACUUGUCUUUCCAGAUUUGGUUUUUGGGUUUCUCUUUGAUCCAUAGUUAGUAAUGGCUGGAGAUGGAUCAAAGCUUCGGUUAGUUCGCUGUCCAAAAUGUCUUAAUCUCUUGCCGGAGCAUCCAGACGUCUCUGUGUACAAGUGCGGUGCUUGUGGUGCUCUGCUUCGAGCAAAGAAGAAAGGACCUGCAACAAGAAGUAGAGAGGGUCAUGAGAAAUGGCAUGGUUUACUGGAAAAAGAGGACCAUGGCAUAGUUACUGCAUCUGAGACUGAGAUGGAGACUAGCGAAAUCGAAAAUAAUAGAAGGAAAGAAAGAGCUUUUAGAGAUAAAAAUGUGAACUUGAUUAACAGAUCUUCUCCAAGAACAGAAGAUAAACAAGUAAUGCUUGAUAAUGGUAGAAAUGAGAGGGAUUAUAAUACCGAUACCGGUAGGGGGUUUUAUCGAAGCAAGGCAGAUAAAGUAAUUGGCUGUGCUGAUAAAUCUAGACAAGCUUUGAAGCAUCCUAUUGAUGAUGAUGAUAGAAAUGUGAAAAGAUCUGUCAAUUUCAUAAAGGAGAAGGGUGUUGGAGAGAAUUCACCUAGUAUGAAAAAUUCAGCUGAGUCAUUGAGAUCAAGGGUGUUUGUGGACAGAUGGGGUGCUGAAAGAGAUGUUCAUGGGGGAUGCUAUGUUAACCACAAAGGGGUUUCUGGUCAGGGUAAGUUUUCAGCUCGGGCAAAUACUGACGAGGGGCCUUCACAUAUAAAGAAUCGUGAGGGUCUGUAUGGACCUAAUAGGGUACGAGAACCGGAGCAAGAUCAAGCAGAGUUGCUGAGGAAGCUGGAUGAGUUGAAAGAUAAACUCAGUGCACUUUGUAAUGCGACUGACAAGCCAAAGGACAGGGCUCCAAUCAAUGCGAAAUUUGUUCCUUCUGAUGCUUAUGGUGGAACUCUCACACAUGAUGGUUCAGCAAAGCAUUUUGCAUGGGGCAAUCCCCGGCAUUUCAACAAUGGCAAGGGGCAUGCUCCUUCAGUGAAUAGCCAUGACAUUGAUAUGCACAAUUCCUAUUUUCCGCAGCAUGCUCCAAAUGGGAUUCCUGGUUAUGAGGAUUUAUAUAGGCUGCAUAUGCUUGGAACACUUCCCAAUCAUUCAACCCAUCAAUACCCUAAAAGACCAGGUCAUGAUUACUUAUCUGAGCAACAUAUGAAUAUCAGUCGUGAUCACGGUCCAUCACAUCCACAGAAAACCAUGUACCACCAGCCUGGAUGCUCGUGUUCAUUCUGUUAUAAUUUAAAUUGGCAAGCUCCUUCACAGAUACCACUCGUUGACCUUGGCCACAGAAGAUUGCAUGAGAAUCCAAUCAACUCCAAUUUCUACCACCACGCCACUCAUGCCAGUCAUUUUGUGAUGGGAACACAGAAUUAUAGUCCUCAAGCCAGCCAUCCUUUAUUGCACUCACAUGAUCAACUGCAGCAUACUGGAUGGCCUAGUGACAUUGAAUCGGACGUUGAUGGAUUUGGUCGGAUGCAUCUAAGGAAGGAAACCGUUGCUCCCACAAGAAGACAGCUUUGCUAUCCAAUAUUAGGUGGUGCUCCAUUUAUAACGUGUUGUAGUUGCUUCGAGCUGCUAAAAUUGCCCCACAUAUUUAAAGCAAGGGAGAAGAGUCGGCAAAGACUGCGCUGUGGUGCUUGCUCAACUGUUAAUUUUUUGAAAGUCAAGGACAAUAAGCUGAUUAUUUUGGUUUCCACAGAAAACGAUCAUUUGACUGCUAAUGCAGAUAAUGGCUCAAAUGAGGUGUCUGGAGAAGGCGUUUUAAGUUCUCUUGGCUGUGUUGAUACUAAUGACAAAAAUAGUUUUGCUACUGAUUAUGACCUUCACUCAACGGGUGUCAAAGACAACGUGAUGUCAGAAGAACAGAAGUCCAGGGACUCUAACAAAAGGCAUGGUGGUACUUCUUCAUGUUCCAUUUCUUAUGAGAAAGAGGAGAGCUGUUCCAUUUCUUAUGAGAAAGAGGAGAGCCUUGAUAAUAUUAUUGUUCAUGGAGAUGUUUCUUCCGAGGUGCCCGCUGAAGAUGAUGCCUUUCCUUCAAAAAAAUAUUCACAUUCUGCAGAGAAUUUUAGCAAUCCCUCUCCUGAACUUGCAUUGAGCAGAUAUGGAGAGGGCAAGUUGAGCAAGCAGACUAAUCAAGAAAACCUUAUUCUAAACAAAAGUGAAUCUGGGCAGAAAUUUGUGGAAGCUGUAUCACUGGUGACUGAAGCAGUUUCUUUCAAUGAAGAUCUAAAUACUAGCGUAUCUCAAGAAUCCAUGGCGGCAAGCGUAGAAGAAGAUCGAGCUAGGAUCAAUAAGGGGAACAAAUCCUUCUUGAAGGGUCUCAUUAAGAAGAGCUUUAGAGAUUUCUCAAGAGCUAAUCAAAACAUGAAGACCAUAAAGGUUAAUGUUUGGAUUAACGGGCAACCUAUACCAGACCUUGUGGUUAAGAAAGCUGAAAUACUAGCAGGGCCAAUUCAACCUGGAGAUUACUGGUACGACUCUCGAUCUGGAUUUUGGGGUGUGACAGGCCAACCUUGCCUUGGAAUAAUUCCUUCUUUUAUUGAAGAAUUUGAAUAUCCCAUGGCUAGAAAUUGUGCUAAUGGAAACACUAGUAUCUUUGUAAAUGGGAGAGAGCUUCAUCAGCAAGAUCUGGACCUACUUGCUCACAGAGGACUACCAACUACAAGGGAUAAGUUCUACAUUAUUGAAAUAUCGGGAAGAGUUCUAGACGAGGACUCUGGUGAAGAGAUAGCUGGCCUUGGCCAACUUGCUCCAACAAUUAUAAAGUUAAAGCGCGGCUUUGGUAUGAGAGUUCCAGAAGUGCUCGUGUGAUCAAUAACCUUGUUUGCAAGAGCUCAAGUUUCUUGUAAUAGUCAAAAUUUAUGAGGCAAUCAGUCCUCAUUACCUGUAUGUCUUUAGGCCUUGUGAUGAAUGUACAAGUAAAAUUCUUGUAAUAUGCUUCAUAUGCAUCAAAAGAUAUGUUUCGAUCACGCCAUGGUUUUUCUUUCAUUACUCGUCAUCUUCUUGGUAUGCAGACUGCUUUGUUCGACCAGAACGUCAGCUGGUCAGGUAUAUAGAAGGUUGCAUUACA